CUAUUGAAGGACCGAGAGAGACGCAACCUCUGAGCAAUUACUACUACCUACGUUCUAUCUGUGGAAACAUUAAACCACAACUAAUGUCGACAUUUCUGACAAAGACAGUGACAGGAAGAAGGCUUGUGAUUGGACCCUGAGGCUGGCAUGCUCACUAGGGCCGGAAAAGAAACCUGCCUUCUCAUUGGAUGCUCUGCAGCAGCAAAUCAAGUUCCUGGACGGUAGAUGAGAGAGAGGUAGAGAGAGAGCUGCGGAAAGGUUCAGCGGGGAUGUCCUCCUGAGAAAGUAGUGCAGUAGUUGUUCUGCUGAGUGCUUGGCAGGUUGUGGUAAGCCACUACAGCAGAAGAGUGCCAUGGCUUCGCUCAGCCCUUUCAGCGGACGGUCCACUACGGACAUUCGGAACCUGAUGCAAAGGCUGCAAGAUGAGCAGGAGUCGGUCCAGAAAAGAACGUUCACAAAGUGGAUUAAUUCACAUCUGGCCAAGCGUAAACCUCCUUUAGAAAUCAAUGACCUUUUUGAGGACAUCAAGGAUGGGGUGAAACUGCUGGCUCUGUUGGAGGUGCUGUCUGGGCAGAGAUUACCAUGUGAACAGGGUCGGCAGUUGAAGAGAAUCCACUGGGUGUCCAACAUCGGCAGUGCUCUGAAGUUCCUGGAGGGCAGGAAGAUCAAGCUGGUAAAUAUAAAUGCCACUGACAUUGCUGAUGGAAGACCAUCCAUAGUCUUGGGGUUAGUCUGGACCAUUAUCCUGUACUUUCAGAUUGAAGAGCUGACAAGUAAUCUCCCAGCCCUCCAGGCCCUGUCUAACAGUGCGUCGUCUGUGGAUAGCAUGGCUAAUUCUGAGACUGCAAGCCCACCCAUGAAGAGAAAAGUCAUGACCAAGUUCCAGGGCAAUGCUAAGAGAGCCAUGCUCCGAUGGGUGCAAUGCACAGCAACUAACCGCUUGGGAAUCGAGGUGAAAGACUUUGGUCCUAGCUGGCGUAGUGGUGUGGCCUUCCACUCUGUCAUAUAUGCUAUUCGCCCAGACCUGGUGGACAUAGAGCUGGUAAAGAGAAGAAGCAACCGUGAGAACCUAGAGGAUGCAUUUUCUCUGGCAGAGAAUGAGCUGGGCAUUCCACGCCUCCUAGAUCCUGAAGAUGUGGAUGUAGAUAAGCCUGAUGAGAAGUCCAUAAUGACAUACGUGGCUCAAUUCCUUAAGCACUAUCCAGACCCCCACCAGUCUGAGACAGAUGGACAGCAAGAGGAGUAUGAUCCUCAAGACAUUGAGCUAAUGCUUGAGAGAGAGGAAAGAAAGAUUCUACGGGAAUGGAAGGCCUGGCUGGAUCAGCUGGAGAAAGACAUACUCCGUGCACAAGGAGGAGAAGGCAACCUCACUGAAAAAUAUCAGGCCUUUAAAAACUUCCGUGUGCAGUAUGAGAUGAGGAAAAAGCAGAUAGAGUCUCUGAUGCAACCUGUGCAUAAGGACGGUAAACUGUCUGUGGACCAGGCGGUGGUGAAACAGGCGUGGGAGCAUGUGUCUGUCCGGCUUUUGGACUGGCAUAUUCAUCUGGAUAAGUCUCUGCCAGGUCCCCUGGGAGUGAUUGGAGCCUGGCUGCAUCGUGCAGAGUUUGCUCUCAGGGAAGACAUUCCCAUUCAGCAGGCCCAUGAAGAGACAGCCAACAUCAUCCACAAGAAGCUAGAGCAGCAUAAGGAGGUGCUAAUAAAUCUGGAAGGUCACAGACAGACAUUUCAGCAGAUUCACAGGGACAGAGCAGUAAACGGUGUACCUGUGCCACUGGAACAGCUUCAAGACUUGGCAGAAAGAUUCAAUUACGUGUCCACCUCAUCCCAUGUUCACCUAAUUAAACUGGAAUUCUGGGAAAUGAAGUAUCGUCUUAUGGCAUUCCUUAUCCUGGCUGAGUCUAAGCUUAAGUCUUGGAUCAUCAAAUAUGGCCGACGAGACUCUGUGGAGCUGCUUUUACAGAACUAUAUUGCAUUUAUUGAGGGUCACAAGUUCUUUGAGCAGUAUGAGACAGCAUUUCAGACCCUUAAACAAGCUGCAGACAUCUACAUAAAAUCGGAUAGCUCAGGCUGUAGAAUCUCCAGGAGAGCUGAGGAGUGUGAGGGGAUGAAUAAGUUCCUAAGUGAGACGAUGGCACAGUGGAGAAACUUGUCGGUGGAGGUGCGCAGUGUACGCAGUAUGCUGGAGGAGGUUAUCUCCAACUGGGAGAAAUACAGCAGCAAAGUGGCCAGUCUGCAGGCCUGGCUGGAGGACGCUGAGUCUAUGCUCAACCACUCAGAAAAUGAUAAGCGUGAAUUCUUCCGAAACCUUCCACACUGGAUACAGCAGCACAUGGACAUGAACGAUGCAGGGAACUUCCUGAUUGAGACUUGUGAUGAAACUGUGUCUAGAGACCUGAAACAGCAGCUGCUCCUCCUCAAUGGCAGAUGGAGGGAAUUGUUUGUCAAAGUCAAACAUUAUGCAAGAGCAGAUGAAGUGGACAAGCUAAAGAAAGACUAUGAGGAUGGUGUCUUAGCUUUAAAGAUUUUUGUAGACACAUCCAAUGAGCGGAUGAAUACUCCUGUCCAAGUGUCCUUUUUGAACAUAAGAACAUUUCUUCAAGACAUAGAGGAUAUCAAACAUAAAGUGCCCUCGAUGGAGGCAGUGUAUAAAACAGCCACGCGCAAUGCCCAGCAACUGACCAAAGACACUUCACAAGAAGAGAUCACAGACAUGCUGGGUGUCAUGGAAACCAUUAAAGAGGAACUUAGCAAGAUAAGAGAGAAGGUUGUGCCUUUGCAAAGAGACUCACAGGCCUUGCUGCCUCCUUUAGAAGAAAUGGAGAAGCACAUCACUGGGUUCUAUCAGUCUUUGGAGAAGGCCAGUCGCAUCACCAGUGCACGUGACUCUGAGACCCCAGGAGACUAUCAGCAGAAGUGUCAGGAACUUGUGACAUACCAGCAAAGCUGUAAAAAGUGUCUUACAGUGAUAGAUAAAAACCAUCAGAUCAUAAUGAAAGCCCUAGAAGGCAGUAAAACCUUGAGGCACCUAGACACAUCUCUGCUGCAAAAGAGAGUAGUAGAGCUUCAGGCCUCCUCACAGGCUAUGGUCGAAGAGACCACUGAGUGGAAGAAGCACGUCGAAGCCAACAGCAGCUUGAUGAAGCGGUUUGAAGAAUCUCGACUGGAGCUGGAGAAGGUUCUUAAAAUAGCUAGAGGUUGUAUGACCGAGAGAGGAAACCCAGAGGAUCUGCUCAAAAAGCACACAGAGUUCUUUGCACAUCUCGAUGAGCGAGUUCUCAAUUCAUUUCUGAAGGCCUGUGAUGAGCUUACUGAUAUUCUGCCUGAGCAAGAACAGCAGAACUUACAGGAAACAGUCAGAAAACUGCACAAACAGUGGAAGGAUGUACAGACAGAGAUCCCGUAUCACCUCCUGCAUCUGAAAGUGGAGGUGGAACGCAAUCGUCUGAUGGCUUCUCUGCAGGAGUGUGAAGCCGAACUGGCCCGAGAGAAUCGCAGCCUGCCAGGCAUGGGCAGUGAGAGGCUAGUGAAAGAGCACAGAGCUUUUUUCAGGGACAAGGGCCCUCAGAUGCUAUGUGAAAAGCGAUUGCAACAUAUGGAGGAACUCUGUUUGAAGCUGACAGACAGUGAGCAGGCACGCCAAACUCUGGAGAAAGCUAAAACUGCAUUCGCUGAAGUUAAAGAUGAGAUCGAGAGCACUCAUCAGAAACUCAUGCAGCACCCUGACAAAUGGAAAGAGUUUAACACCAGAUUUUCUGAUUUGACUGCCUGGCUAUCUUCGAAGGAAAGCCAGCUCAGGCUUUUGCGAAACCGUGCUAGUGACCCCAGUAAACUCAGCGAGGUGAAAUCCACGAUAGAAAAUCUAAGAAAUGAUGCAGAGCUACAGGAAGGUAAUGUGAGCUGGCUGAAAUCUCGUCUGGCCGUACUAAUAGAAAUCAGCACUGUGAAUGAUGCCCAAAGACAGGCAGCUGCCCUCGCCAAACUGUCCACUGACUUCAAGAGCCUUCUCAGUUCCAUUUCUGAGUCUGAGAAGGUUGCAUUGGCAGUUGGAGAUUGUGUGCAGUUCCAGGAGCAAGUGAGGAACACUUUGGAUGAACUAACCCAAGGUGAGCAGGAGCUCCAGGCAGAGGUAACAAAGAUCCUUAACUCCGAGUCUGCAAAAGAAGCUCAGCAACUGCUGCUCAUUCACCAGCAACAGCUGAAACGUCUGCGACUGAAAAGGAGGGACAUGCAGCAGCAGAUUAGCCGAGGCCAGCAACUCCAAGUUCAGGAGGGCCUGGGGGACAGCCUUCAGGAUGACCUACACAAAUUAGAUACCACCUUGAACCAGAUGGACCAAAGCAUGGAGGCACAGGAGCAGAGUCUAGAGGCAACACUGGCUUCUUGGCAGGAGUUCGGCAGUCAACAAGCAGCAGUGGCGGAGUUUGUGAGCAGAGCACGCUCAGUCACAGAGAGAGAGAUGACUUUCAGUAGCCCAGAGAGUUUAACAACAGAGCUGAAGCAAGCUAAGGAGCUGUUGAAACAGAGUGAGUCUGAAGCAGAGUUGGUGAACAUGCUACUGAAGAGGGCUGCAGAGAUCCAACUUGGUCCUAAAAAUGCUUCCUUGCUCUAUACCCAAGCUCACUCCCUCAGUGACCAACUGGACAAAACUGUGGCUGGCCUUAAGAAAGAUGUGGAAACUCUUGAGGACGUAAAAAUGAAGUGGGACUCAUUUGGGAGCGAGUUUGAUGCUUUCUCCUCAUGGAUCUCUGAGAAGGAAAAAGAGCUUGACUCACUAAAAAGCUCUAAUGAACCACUUGAGCAUCAGAUCAGUACUGCUAAGGCUGUAACAGCAGAGCUACAGGAACGAGCAGAAAUUUUGUCCCAGCUGGAAGACAGAGCUCAGGCUCUAUCCCAGUUUGUAUCAUCAGGAGAAUCUGCAAGAAUCAAAGCUCGUCUGACACAGAUAGGAAGGUACUGGGAAGAACUUAAGGAGAACAUGGAGAAUCUGAAUGGACAGUUGGAAGAGAGCUCCAGUCACCAGCAAAAGUUUAAUACAAACCUUCAACAGGUGCAGUCAGAGAUUGAUGCCAUUCAGAAGAAACUAGACACACCUCUCACAUCCUGUGCAUCCUCAUCUGACAUCUAUAAAGCUCUACAGGACCACAUGGAUAUGUUUCAGUCCCUGGAGAAGGUGAAGGCCACCUUGCUGUCGUUGUGUGCUGGGGCCCGCAGGCUAAGUGAGCGAGAGAAAGCUGAAAGAUCAGUAGCAGCUCUACAGCAUAGCUAUGAGCAGAGCCUUAAGCAGGCCAAAGACAAACAAAGCCAUAUGGAAAGCCUCUUGUCCCUCUGGCAAAAGUUAGAAAAAGACUACUCUUCUUUGCAAUCAUGCAUUGAAAGUUGUGAGUCUGUGUCUUCUUCUGUAACCCAGUAUCUCACUGUUGACAAAACAAAGCUUGAUGGAGAGCUAAUGGAGCUGAAACACCUUCAUUCUGAGCUACAGUCUUUGGAAUCACUAUAUGAGGGAGUACUGACCCAAGCUCCAGCCCUUUACUCCACUGCAUCAGAUGAACAAGUGAAAACACUUAAAGAGGAUCAUGAGCAGCUGAAGAAAAGAUGGAAAUCUCAAAAUACAGCCAUAGAUCAUAGGAUCCAGGUACUUCAGGACCAUAUGUCACGGGUGGAGGAGCAUGAAAAAGAGCUGCAACAGUUCUUCAAAUGGGGAGAGUCUUUUCUCUCAUCUCUUCACUCAUUCUCCCAAGUGAAUAUUACAGAUUUACAGUUGAUUGCCGUAGAAGUAAAGGAGAAGGCAGAGGUGCUUCAGGGUGAGAACAGCAAAAGAGAGAAUCUCCAACAGCAGACAGAAUCCCUGUGUGCCUCCUGUGAGCCUGUGGAGCAGCAUUAUCUACAGAGCCGUCUGGAAAACAGCUUGCAGCCCUACAUGCAGGCCCAGCAACUGGUUAUGCAGCGGGGUGAGAGUGUAGAGAAGCUGGAGGCUUUCCUGCAGACACACAACGUGGCUGCAGGUGUCCUACGAGGCCUCAGACACACUGUGGAGAGUGCAGGUAGCUGGGACAAGAGCCGUGUGGAUGAACUGCAGCGAGAUCUAGAAGGAAUCAUUCCUGAUAUCAGCCGUCUGGAGUCGCUAGCGAUUAGUCUGGACAGCAGCCUCUGCAAAGCCCACCUCCACCUGGUUGAUGCAAAAGAGACUCGUACUUUGUGCAGGUCACUGGCUGACACUCUGAGCACAGAGUUGGAUGGAGUGAAGACCCUGCUUGGGUCCAAGCAGAGUGAAGCAGAGGCUCUGGGAGCUCUGUGGACCUCCUUCAGACAGCGCAAAGAGCAGCUGCUCAAGAGUGUGGAAGACAUUGAAGAGAAGGCUGACCAGCAAAGUCUUAAAGAGCCCAAUCUGCUCACAUUACAACAAAGGCUGCGCUUCUUUAACCAGUUGGAUGAUGAACUGCAGUCACAUCAGCAUGAGGAGCAGUGGCUCAGGGAUAAAGGACAGCAGCUGUCCCAGAGAGAUACAGAGCUAGCAGGAGAGGUGCUAAGGGAGAUCAAUCUCCUCAAGACCACCUGGGAGGACACCAAGAAACUUAUUACAGAAAGGCAGGAGCAGUGCACUGCCAUGAUUGAGCUCAUGAAAGACUACCAGAGUCUGAAAUCCUCUAUUAACGCAAUAGUAGAAAAUGCAGAGACUGUAGCUGUCAACAAACUUGGUCUAAAGGACCAGGAAGACACCAAAAGGUCCCUGUCAAAGCAUGAAGCAAUAAAGAUGGAACUGACAGCUAAUCAGGGGCAACUGGAUCACUUCUCAAGUAAAGCAAAACAACUGGUGUGUGAGUUAAACAGGAUUCCAGACUGUCAAACCCAAGUGUUAAAGACAGAUAUGGAAUCUGUCGUGGACCAGUGGCUAGAUGUGUCUGAGAGAAUUGAGGACAACCUUGAGAAACUUCGAAAGAGUUCCUCUAUAUGGGAGGAUGUUUACCGUAUCAACGAGGAGAUUGAUAGCUGGUCUAAUAGCUGUGUGAUGGAACUCACAGACAGCCUUAACAAGUUCAAUGACAGCCAGAAGACUGAAAAUCGCCUUGCUGAAGUCAAGGUGGAAGUGGAACAAAAAGAGGAGAUGUUAGACACGAUACAAGCCAAAAUGUUGGAUUUGAAACAGCUUUGCAGUACCAAAGACAUUCCCGCAUCACUGCAGGUCAUGGAGACUGAUCUGCAGAAGAAGAUAAACAAUGUGCAGGAGCUGUGUGCACAAGCAAAGAACAAUCUAAGUGAAUUCUGCUCUCAGAAGAAACAGCUAGAGGGCUUCCUUUCCCAAAUGACUGAAUGGCUGACGACAGUGGAGGGCUCUUUGCUGGAUACAGCUUCUGCAUCACCUCCAGAAGAGAUCUGCAGAAUAAAGGAUAUACAAAAAGAGCUGCAGAACCAGCAAGCAAGUAUAGACUCAUCACGAGAGAGCCUGAACACACUUUGCAGGAAAUACCCUUCUGAAGAGCUGGCUAGCCUUGGGACUUCUUUAACUGAUCUCAUCAAGAAAUAUGAAACUGUCAAUCAGCUGUGUGUUAAAAGGUUGGGAUCAAUGCAGCAAGGGCUACAGCAGCUCUUUAGUGAUCUUUUGAAACAGUUUCACUCUUGGCUUUCUGGACAAAAGGACAUAGUGAGAGAAUGCUCGGAUUACUCUGGUGACAUCAGUGUUGUAGAGCGCAAAUUGCAGAAGCUGAAGGGGGCUCUUGAGAGGGUUGAAGAUGGAGAAAGUCGUCUAAUGCAGGUGUGUCAGGAGGGGGAGAAACUCCUUCUUCACCUACCUAAGGCCAGUGCUGGCCAAGUGCAGCAGAGCCUCUCUUGCAUCCAACAGGACUGGGACAGUUAUGUGGAACAGUGCAGGCUGAGCCAACAAAGUCUUGAGGAAAGUGCUAGUCUGCUCAAUAGCUUUGAGAACAAUCUGCAGAGGCUGAGCCGUUGGCUGGAGCGUAUGGAAGUGAGGCUGAGCACAGAGCUGCCUGAAAGCAAACAUGUUGAGCAGGAGAAAACAACACUAGAGCGAGUUGAGGCGUUUUAUGAGGAAGCUCUGAAAGAAAGGGAUUCAUUUGAGAGUCUGUGCCAAGAAUCUCAGACUCUGAUUGAGGGAGGUCAUGGCAGUGGUUCUGAGUUGCGGGUGUCAACACAGCUACAGAUGCAGCAGCAGACUCUGCUGAAGGCAGUGAGAGAGCGUCUGCGCAGCUGUCAGCUCAGCCUGCAGGAGCAACAGUCUUUUGAUGAGACACUGGAGACCACAUGGGCCUGGCUCAGUAACAUACAAGAACGACUCACAGCUCUUAGCAGCACUACUGGCAACAAAGAGACUCUAGAAAAGAGACUGGGACUUGUACAGGAUAUUUUGUUAAUGAAGGGAGAAGGAGAAGUGAAGCUGAAUAUGACUGUAGGGAAGGGUGAGCAGAUUGUGAAGAACUGUAGUAAGGAUAAACAAAAGGCUAUCCGCUCUCAGCUUCAGAGUCUGAAAGAUUCCUGGGCUAACAUGCUUAUGGCUGCCAUGAGCUGUCACAGUCGUCUGGAGUGGACAGUGACACAGUGGAGCAGCUAUCAGGAAGGAAAAGCUCAGUUGCAGCAAUGGAUGGACACAGUGGAGCAAGAGGUUGAAGUCGCUCUUCCUCAACAACCUGGACUGAAGGAAAAGGUCUCUCUGCUGGAGCGCCUGCGGGCCAUAGAGGCUGACAUUGACAGCCACUCAGCAACACUUAGUCGCCUGAAUGAGAAAUCUACAGAACUGUUUGCGAAAACUGGAGACCAGGCCUUUGCAGAAGAGCCUAGAGCAGAACUCAAUGCCCAGUUCUCGGAUAUCACAGCAGUUAUCAAGAGUAAAGUACAGCAGAUGGGUGAGAUAGUGAAAGAGCAUGAGUUGUAUCUGGAUUCUGUUCGGGAACUGAAUGACUGGCUGACCUCUGCAAAAGAGGAGCUUCAGCGCUGGUCUGACAUGUCCGGAGAUGCCGCCUCUGUUCAGAAGAAACUCUCUAGAGUGCAGGAGCUGUUGAACUCCAGGAAGCAGGGCAGGGAAAGGCUGGAGCGAGUGCAGCGGUGUGGAGCUGCAGUGCGUGAUCACACAUCCACUGUAGGUUGUGAGGCUCUGGAGAGGGAGGAGGCAGGACUGCUCUCUGCUUGGGAGCAGUGGGAACAUGGAGCCAAACAUGUGCACUCUGGCCUAGAGGCCACACUGGCUCAGAUGGCUAGCUCAGAUCAGGAGUUCAGCUCUCUUGCUGCACAGCUGGAGCAGGACCUGCAGGACUUUAGCAGUCGACUGCAUGAAUGGCAUGGCACACUGCAGCAGGUGGAGGCCAUGGACACCAGUGAGGAAGCGGUACAGGCCUGGCAGAUUGCCAAGGAUACCCUGGAAGCAUUACUCAAUUCCGAACCCAUGUCAGACAAUCUGAAGUCACAGCUGAAUGACCUCUGCCGUUUCUCCAGAGACCUGGGAACACAGUCCACAAGGGUAUCCACCCUAAUCAAAGAGUACAACAGCCUCAGUUUGCAUGCUUCUCGGGAAUGCCAAAGAAAAGAGAAGCUGCUGGAGCAGAAAUUCCGUACUGCUUUCCGAGAGUUUCAGCAGUGGCUGGUCAAUGCUAAAAUUAACACGGCCAAAUGUUUUGAUGCCCCUCAAAAUCUCAGCGAAGCUUCAUCUAGUCUUCAGAAGAUCCAGGACUUCCUGAGUGACAGAGAGCAGGGGCAUGGUAAGCUGAAUGCACUGGCUGCUAGCGGAGACCUGCUGACCAGCAUAGCUCCUAAAGAGCGGGUGAAUGCAGUCCGAGCUAAAGUGAGCAGCGCAAGAGAGGACUGGAAGUCGCUUAUGACAAACCUGCACCAAAGAGAGACUGCUUUACAAAAUCUGCAAGCACAGAUGAGGGACUUUGAGUCCAACAUGGAGCCACUUCAGGACUGGCUGAACCAGACAGAGGUGAAAGUGCAGGAAAGCAGUAGUCGUCUGCAUGACCUCCCAGCCAAGAAACACGAGCUUCAAAAACUCCAGUCUGUGCUUGAGGAGUUGGCCUCUCAGGAGGCUCAGCUGAGCAGACUGAGAGAGAAGGCCAAGCAGCUCUGGGACAGACACACGGCCGGAAAGGGCUUUGUGCAUCGUGUUUCGCAGCUCUCUGCUCAAUACCUAGCUUUAAGCAACCAGACCAAGGAAAAAGCAUCCAGAAUUGAGAGGAUUGUGUCCGAGCACCAGCUCUUCUCUCAGGGUCUGAAGGAGCUGCAGAACUGGGUGGCAGACACCAGUCAUAUGCUGCAGACAUACUGCACGCCAACAGCAGAUAAGAAUGUUCUGGACAGCAGGAUGAUUAAACUUGAGGCACUGCUUACAGCUCGCCAGGAAAAAGAGAUCCAACUGAAAAUGUUGGUCACUAGGGGUGAGUCUGUGCGGAGGAACACGUCGGCUGAGGGGGUUCCUCUUGUCUGCAAACAGAUUGAGGACCUGAAAGACUCAUGGGACAGCCUGCUUUCUGCAGCCAUUCAGUGCAAAAGUCAACUGGAGGGAGCUCUCUCACAGUGGACCAGUUAUCAGGAAGAUGUGCAUCAGUUUGUGAGCUGGAUUGAGGGUGUAGAAGAAAGUCUCAACUCCACAGACAAGCAGUACUCUGAGAUGAGGGAUAAAGCUGCCAAUCUGGGCAAGGUCAAGUUGCUGUAUGAGGAGGUGCUGAGCCACAGCUCUGUUCUGGACACUAUCUCUGUGAAAGGGUCCAAUAUGGCUGAGCACUAUGUCACUCAGUUGGAGAUUCAAGACUUGCAAGAGCGGUACAAGAGUGUUAAAGAGAGGGCCCAGGCUGGGGUGGGAAAGGCAGAGGAGCUGUUGAGAGCUCAUCAGGAGUACCAGAACAAUCUGCAUGAGUUUAAAGACUGGCUGGAGCAGCAGCAGGAAAAACUGAGUUGCUACACCCAGCUAGAAGGAGAUGUAGAUACCCUGGAGGAAACCUUACACAAACUUCAAGAUCUGCAAGUGCAUUGUACACAGGGACAGGCUCUGCUAAACACAGUGCUGGUGAGUAGAGAACAGGUUAUUCCAUGGGGAAUACCCCAGUUAGAGGACCGCACCCUGGAGACAGUGCAGCAGGAGUGGGGAUCUUACCAGGCCCGACUGACUGAAACAAGAUCUCAGCUAAACAGUGCCAUAGCCAAGCUACGUCAGAUGGAACAGAAGUUCCAGCGCCUUGAUAGCUGGUUAAAGGGAAUGGAGAAUAAAGGACAGCUGCGCAGUUGCAGGCGUUCUAACAAAGCCACUAAGGAGGCCCAACUAGAGUUGCUGAAGGGAUGGCAUGAGGAAGUCCUGGCAUACCAGGAGGAAAUAGAAGGUUUAAGUACCCUGGCCCAGCAGGUCUUAGAAGAGACACACAUUAGCAGUCGUGUCAGUACUAGGGCUACACAGCUUACCUCACGCUACCAUGCCCUGCUACUGCAUCUGCAUGAGACAAUCAAACAACUGAAGGCAGAGGUGUCUGGCAUUGAAGAAGCCCAUAGCAUCUUUAAUACUUUCUCUGACUGGCUGAGCACAGCACAGAAGAACUUUAGCAGUGUGGCCAUUAGCAUUGAUGUUAUUGAUUGUGUUGCCAUGGAGAGGAAAAUGAAAAAACUCGAGGCUCUGCAGGGUGAUAUGGAGUUGGGGCAUACUUUCCUGAAGACUAUGCGGGAGAAGACAGAGCGAGCAAUGGCAUUCCUGGAGGAGUCAGAAGCUGAACAACUGAAAGAGGAAAUAAAUGGUCGUCUCUCCCAGCUGGAUGGCCUAAUGGGAGCUCUACGGGUUGAGCUCAAAGCUCAGGAGAAGUGUAUUCAGCUAUCUAAAGACUUUCUAGACAAAUAUAAGGCACAGACCCAGUGGCUUAAUGAGAUGAAGUCCCUUCUUGUCUCCUCUGUGGAACUUAAAGCUGAACUUUACCAAAAAAAGGCUCAGUUUGCCAAGUACAAAACAAUCCAACAAACUAUGCAAUCUCAUGAGUCAUCUGUGAAGUCUGUCAUCGAGAAAGGAGAAGCUCUGCUUGAAAUUGUACAUGAUCCCACAAUCAGAGAGAAUAUGACCAAGCUGCAAAAUGAUUAUCAAGAUCUAUGCAGCAAAGCCAAGUCCCAUGUGCAGAAAUUGGCAGAAGGGGUGAAAGAGCAUGAAGACUAUAAUAGUAAACUACAGGAAGUGGAGAAAUGGCUGUUACAGAUGUCUAGUAGACUGGUAACCUCUGAUUCUAUGCAAAGCGACAAUUUAGAGACAGCUACGCAGCAGCUGGCACGACACAAGGCCAUAAUGGAGGAGAUAGCUAGUUUUGAAGAGUGUUUGACGAGUCUGAAGGUGAAAGGAGAUGGUCUUGUCAGUCAUUGUUCAGAACAAGUUCAGGCCAAGCUCAGCCAGCAGAAUCAGGCUCACCAACAAGGAACCAAAGACAGUUAUUCAGCUAUCUGCAGCACAGCACAGCGGGUGUAUCAGAGUCUUGACCGUGAGCUACAGAAGCACGUUAGUCACCAGGACACUCUGCAGCAGUGCGAAACUUGGCUCUCCACCGUCCAAGAGGAAAUACAACUUCAUUCACAAAAACCCUUCGGCCUUCAAGAGGCACUAAAACAGGUGAAGCACUUAAGGGCUCUGCAGGAGCAGGCCAGCACCUAUCUUGAUCUAGUUUGCUCAGUGUGUGACUUAUCUGUUGAAACAGUACGAGCCACAGCUACUAAGAUCCAGCAGAUCAAAACCAUGUUUGAAGAGAGGAUAACCAGAGCUCAGCAACUGUCAGACAGCUGGAGGGAAAUUAAGGAACAGAAGCAGGAGCUGUCUACACUGUUCCAGGAUUUGGAACAGCAACUGCACAGUCUCUCUAGGAGACCAGCUGAACUGGAGCCGAAGAUUGCUUUAAACAUGCUGGAUCAAGCCAAAGAAUUUGUUGAGCAUCUGCACAGCAGACAGUGUACACUGACUAAGAUGACAGAACAUGUAAGUGAGCUUACAGAAGGCAGGUCUUCUCCAGAACACACUGAGCUUAAUCGCCUGAGUCAUGCAUGGCUGGAGCUAUGUCAUGAAGCCAAUAAGCUUCAAACCCAGAGGGAAGAGGAUCUGCUGAGGACAAGAGAGUACCAUGACUGCAUCAGUGCUUUGGAAGCUCUGUUUGAACAGGUGUCCAAGGAGUGGGACAACCUAGCCAGAACUGAAGCUGAGAGCUCAUCUGAACACCUAGAGGCUCUCCGGAAACUCUCUCAUGUCCUCAAAGAAAAGAAGAGCAUGCUUGAGGAUCUUAAAGACCAGAAGCAGAAAGUAAUGUAUCACUUAAAUCUGGAUGAUAAAGAGCUGGUGAAAGAACAGAUCAGCCACUUUGAGCAGCGAUGGGCCCACCUAGAGAGUCUCAUUGAGCGAAAGAUUCAGGACUCUAUUCUGACACUUGAAGAUAUGACUCAAGUUGAAGCUCGGCUGAAAGAGGCAAGAGAGUGGGCUGAGGAACAGAAGCCUGCAUUAUCAGAGGCUAUGAAAAUGAGCCCACCACCAGAGGUGGCACAGAGCUUCCUUUUUGAUCACCUUAGCAUUUGCAGUGAGCUUGAAGCGAAGCAGCUACUGCUGGCCCAAGCUAUGAGUGAUGCAGACAGGGUUUUAGCACACCUAGGCUUGAAUGAAAGACAGCGAUUACAGCAACUCAUCUCAGAGACCCAGGCUGAAGUAGAAUCAUUGAGUAUUAAAGUGGCCCAGAGAAGGAAAAACCUCAGUAAGGCUUUCACAGAGAGGACCCAGUUCCUGCUUGCGGUGAGUCGGGCUAUCACCUGGGUCCAACAAAAUGAGAAGAAAGCACAUUCUGAUGAUUACAUAGCGCUUUUACCAGAUGAUUUGAAUAAGCAGAUAAGAACCUGCAGGAAUAUCCAGAGCAGUCUGAGAGCUUACCAGAGUGAGCUAACUUCCUUAUGGUCCCAAGGCAGAGAUCUGAUGAAAGAUACCACUGAGGAUGAGAAGUCUGAGAUGCUAACCAAACUACAGGAAUUGCAGAACAGCUUUGAGGUAGCUUUGCAAAAGUGUAAUCAAAGACUACAGGAACUAGAGAAAGUACUAGUAACUAGAAAGUACUUCAAGGCAGACCUAGAGAAGACAUGUCAGUGGUUGAAGCAAGCAGAUAUUGUGACAUUUCCUGAAAUAAACCUAAUGAAUGGAGAUGUAGAACUAAAGGCACAGCUGACAAAAUACCAACAAAUAUUGGAUCAAGCAGCAGAAUAUGAAAAUCUCCUUCUAAUUGUGCAAAGAGCAGGUCAAGACAUAUUGCCCACCCUUAAUGAGGUUGACCACUGCUACUUAGAUGAGAAACUUAAUGGUCUUCCGCAACAAUACAACAACAUCUUAGCACUAGCAAAAGAAAAACAGGAGAAAAUACAGCAAGCUAUUCUUGCACGCCAGGAGUAUUCCUCCUUCAUUGAUGUGACCCACAAAGCAUUGAAAGAGCUUGAGGAACAGUUCCAUAACCUUGGUACGCAGCCUGUUGGUUUGCAGACAGAACAGGUCAUCAGUUUACAGCGUGAUUAUAAAGCACUGCUUGAGGAGUUGACAAAUCUUGGCCUGGCUGUUAGUGAGCUUAACCAGAAAAAAGAGGGCUUUCGCAGCACUGGUCAGCCAUGGCAACCUGAGGAAAUGACUCAACUGGUCAGCCUUUAUAAUGGCCUAAAGAGGCUAAUAGAACAGAAAGUAGAACACCUUGAUGACACUUUGGAGUCAUUUGAGGAUCACCAAGCCAUGGCCAUGCAGGUUGACUCCGAGUUGAAAGCCACAAAAGAGCAACUCGUCAAAGUCAAUGCUGAGACCCAGUCAGCUGAAGAGAGACUGAAAAAUUAUCAUGCCCUUGCUGCCAGUCUACAAGGAGCCAGCUCUCAUCUAUCUCGGCUCAUGGAGCAGAUGGGAAACCUUGCUUCUCACAUGGACCCAGCUGCGCAUGAGGCUUCUAAGCAGCGGGUGAUAUCCUGGCAGGAGGAACUUCAGUCUCUGCAGUCAGCUGUUGGAGAGUUGAUAGUGGAGUGUGAGAACAGAUUUGUGCAGAGUAAAGACUUCGAAACCGAAGUGAACCGAACUUUGACUUGGCUGCAACAAGUGAGAGAUGAGCUGGGAUGUGCUGUCGUUGUGGAUGUGAAGGUGGAAAAGGUCCAGGAAGAGAUCAGGAAGCAGCAGAUCAUGCAGGAGGAGGUGCAGUCUCGACUCAGGAUUGUGGCUGCACUGAGCACUAGGGAAAAACAGAAGUACACCAGUGCUAAUGAACUUGUUCCUGCCCAUGUAGAUUCUAGCCUGCAAGAAAUGGCCAAACUGGAAGCUGAUGUUCAACAAGCUCUCAGCUCCAAGCAGAUUACUCUAGAACAAGCGCUGGCUUUGUGUCAAAAGUACCAUUCACGGAUGCAAGCAGCAUGCGAGUGGCUUGAAGAUGCUGUAGGGUUUUUGCAGCAGGCCAGUCUGGGCGUGGAUGUGGAGAACUAUGAAGAGUGUCUUCGGCAGCAAGAGGAUAUCAUGGCAACUGAGCAAGACUUCCUCAGUGUGCUUCAGGAACUUGAGGCACUCCCACCCCAAUUGGAAAAUCUUGUGAACACCACAGCAAAAGAACAGCUGCGAGAGAGCGUGGAGUCUGCUCAGCAAAGAGGUGUAGAGGUCAGAGAUCAGCUUCAGUGUCAUCAGGAUGUUUUGAACAGCUGUGUGGAGCAAUGGAAAUCCUAUCAAGAGGCUCGACAGACAGUCAUUGAUCUGUUGAAUGAGGCAGAGAAGAAACUGACUGAGUUCUCCACAGCCAAGGCAGCAACCAUUCAGGAAGCAGAAGAGAAACUCAAGAGUCAUAAGUCACUGGUGUCCAUGGUGAAUGGAUUCCAGGAGAAGCUGACAAGUUUGGAAGAACGAGCAUCUCAGCUGGAGCUGAUUGGCAGUGAUACCAGCAAAGCCACCAUUAGCCGCUCUAUGACCACGGUAUGGCAGCGUUGGACUAGACUCCGAAGCAUGGCUCGAGGUCAGGAGAGGGUGCUGGAGGACACAGCUCAUGAGUGGAGAACUUUCAGGGAGAAGAUUAUUAAAGUAAGAGCUGUAGCAGAAGAGCUGAAGAGUCGUGUUCCCGAAUGUUCUGUUGAAAAAGCCUCUAAAGCCACACUUCAGUCACUUCAAGAGCAGCAUGAGCUGGUCACUCAGGACCUGGAGCGGGAACUAUCCUCCCUCACACUCCUGCGACAGUAUGCCCUCAGCCUGUUGCAUGAUGUGGAAGUCUCAGUGCCUACUACUGAUCUCGAUCAGCUGCCUAGUCUGAAGGAGGUUAAAGCAGUGCAAGAUCAGUUUGAGAGUCUCUUACAGAAGUCUAAAACCGGUAGAGCACGUGUCCAGCAGGAACUGAAAGAUAGAGAGGAGGUGGAAAGAGGGCUAAGCUUGGUGAAAAGCUGGAUUCAGGAUUCUAGAGAGCUGUUGCUCAAUCCCACUACUGAUAUGGACAUUUUCACACAAGAGCUAGAGGCAAUACAUGGAGAGCUGAUAGCCCAUCGCCAGAAUGUGGAUAAAAUUGCAGAGCAACAACAGAGUAAAUAUCUGGACCUGUACACUAUCCUGCCUUCAGAGAUCUCUAUGCAGUUGGCAGAGGUUGCGUUGGCCCUAGGCUCAAUUGAAGAUCAGGUCCAAGCCAAGGAAAGAGACAUUCAGAAGACUAGAGUUAUCAAAGAAGAAUUUAAUUCCAGGAUUAAUGACAUUUCUGAGAAACUGAAAAGUAUUUCAACAACACUCAAAGAAAAGGCCACUGAUAUUGAUCAAGCCAAAGAAGAAACUCAAGGUUUCUGUGCUGAACUGGAGUACUGUGGUAGAACACUUGCUGAACUGAUUGCUGCUGUACAGGACCUCGGUCGACGUCAUCCACUCCUGUCCAAGCAACUAAGUGAUAGCAUUGCUAAGUUAGGAGAGAUCCACCAUCACACUCUCCGUUUAGCAGAGUACAGAACAGUCUGGCUAAAGAAGGCUGAUGCACAUCUAGAUGAGUACAAUGAGAUGCUGGAGUUUAUAGUGAAGUGGAUAGAGCGAGCUCGAAGCUUAGUUAAGACCAAUAUCAUCUGGAACUCCUCCUCUCACUUACAAGAGCAGAUCAGAAUGUACCAGUCUGUAUUGCAUGAAUCGAAGGAGCUCCAUGGUGAUCUGGAAGCUAUGCAGGAGAAGGUGGAACUGUUGUCUGAGUGUCUGCAGGUAGAGGCCAUGGGCCAGCAGGUGGCUGAGCUGAGUCGUCACACAGAGGAACUGGAGCAGGCCAUCAAAUCACGAUUGCAGAGUCUACAGGAAGCUGCUAUGGACAUGGAAAAGUUUGAGAGUGAGGUAAAAGCCUUGCAUGUGGCUUUGGAGCAGGUCCAGGCAACCCUCACCUCUCCUGAACUAGCCCGCCUGAGUCUCAAAGAACAGCUGACUCAGAGACAGCAUCUGUUAUCAGACAUGGAGAGCUUUAAGCAACAGGUGGAUGCAGUGCAAGCCUGUCAGAGUGCACUUCGCAUGCCAGAGGAGGUGGUGAACAGCCUAUCUAUCUGUCGCACAGCUCUUAACCUGCAGCAGGAAGCCAGCCAGCUACAGCACACUGCCAUCCAACAAUGCAAUAUUCUUCAGGAGGCAGUGGUUCAGUAUGAGCAGUAUGAGCAAGAAGUACAGCAUUUGCAGGGACUGAUUGAGGAUUCUCAUCGGGUCAUUCAAGACCGACCUGUUCCCACCAGUAAUAUCCAGGAGCUACAGAGCCAGAUACGCCACCAUGAGGAGCUGGCCCAGAAAAUCAAAGGAUACCAGGAGCAAAUUGCAUCAUUAAACUCUAAGUGUAAGAUGUUAACAGUGAAAGCCAAGCAUGCCACCAUGCUGCUGACUAUGAGAGACGCAGAAGGGCUAAGUGAGGAAACACAGGAACUAGACAAAGAUGCAAAGACACAGUCACAGCCAUCUAUGGAAACACCUGGUCACAGUUACGCCCACCUGUCUCCUGCCACUGAUGAGUCUGGUGAAGAAGGCACUAGCAGCGAGAUUUCCACUCCUCUCUGUCGUCCCCACUCUCCUAUCACUAGCACUGAGGCUUCACUUAGCAUGUUGCCCAUGGGACGAGCUAAUCUUGUCAGAGCUCCUAUACAGGAGUUGUAUGAUCCAACUCUUGAGUCUGUGGCUAAACUUGAUGACCUUCAGCGUUCAUGGGAGACACUGAAAAAUGUGAUCAGUGAAAAGCAGAAGACACUUUAUGAGGCUCUGGAGAGACAACAGCGAUACCAAGGCUCUUUGCAGUCUAUUUCCCUGAAGAUGGAGUCCAUUGAGGUCAGCCUGAAUGAGCCACCCUUGCAUGACCUGAGCCCAGGCAGACAGAUGGUCCUGCAUCAGAAUCUCAUGGGAGACAUUACCAGGCUUCAGGAUGACAUAGAUGAGCUGCAGUCAAACUUUGCAGAGGAUCUGGUCUCUGAGUCUGUAGACUCUGACACAGCUGAACAAUUAGCCAUGCAGUCCACUCUCACUGUGCUCUCUGAUCGCAUGGCUACCAUCCAAAUGAAAGCCACUGGGAAACAUCAGCUUCUGGAGGAGCGUUUGUGUGACCGUCUUGAGAAGCAGCAGCAAGAGAAGGCCUUACAGCUCUACCUCAGCCAAGUGGAUGAGCUCGACCAAUGGUUGCUCAGUACACGCAGCAUGCUUAACUCCACCCCUCAGGAUUUAGACAUGAACGAGCAGCUCUCCGACUGCCAGAACAUGCUGUUGGAGAUUGAAGAGAAGGUGCUCACUCUCUCUGAGCUAAGUUUGCACAGUGAAGCUCUGCUGCUGGAGGGCCAGCCUGAGACCAGGGAUGAAGCUGAGCAACUAGCCAGGAAACUGCGCACUUUAAAAAGCAGCCUGGUGGAGCUGCAACGGAUGCUACAAGACAAACAAAUAAAUAUUCAGGGAUUGCUUCAGGAGCAGUCUGACAGUGAAUCAGAGUCCAGUCUCUCUCAGGGUCCUAAUGUGCAGGACUGGCUGGCACACGCCCACUCCACACGGAACCAGCACCAACAGGACACCCUACAGAGACAGAGGGAACUUGAGGAGCAGUUGGCUGAGCAGAAAAAAUUGCUGAAAUCUGUAGCUAGCCGUGGAGAAGAGAUCCUCAACCAGCAGGCUUCACCCAGCAGUGCCAGUGCUUAUGAGGGAUUCAGUACAGAACUGGAAAAUGAGUACCAGGCCACACUUCGACAGAGAAGACAGAGAUGGGAGAGCCUGAAAAAGGACUUAACCACCAAACUACAGCUUCUUCAGAGCACUUUAGAGCAGGAUACCAAGCAACCAUUUUAUUCCAGGACAGCUCGUGUAAGCACCUCUCCUCCUUUCUAUAAAAGAGAGGCCCCGGUUAAGGACAAGAGUACACUGAAGUCAUUAUACAGUGAAUUCUACCAGGCUGUGGCGAAUACUCAGGUUACAGGUUCAGAAGAAAAGCAAGGUAUGAAGUUGGACCAGCAGUUAUAUUCAGCAGUUACAGCCACCUCCUCUUGGUUAGAUGAUGUAGAGAACACACUGUUCUCUAGGUCAAUGCUCCUUACUGAGAAUGCAGAGACACAACUCUCCAACCAUGAGGCAUUAGGGAAGGAUGUGGCUGAGGUCGCAGGAGAGGUGAGCCACAGCCGAGGAUUGCUAAGGAGUGUUGUUGGUUUGUCUGGAGAGAAGCAUACUCUGAUGGAGGACACUCUUGGCUGCCUGUAUCAGCUACUAGAAACUUUAGACUCAGCAGUGGAGCGUCGCUGUGAGAGCAUGAGGAGUAGGAUGCAGGAUCUCACUGACUUCCAGACUGAGCUUGAGCUUCUCUUCUCUGACAUAAGUGAGAGCAAGUUUCAUAUUCUACAGAAGUUAGCAGGGAUCCUUGACUGCCCUCCAGAUAAACAACUAGAGACAGUUGCUGAGGUUGAAGAGUCCCUUAGAGAGUUAGAGCAUAAAAUUACUGAUUUAAAAACCAGAGGAGCGGUUCUGCAGCCAGAUCAGAUUUCAAACAAUGAGCUGAUGAAGCUCCAGGACACAUAUGAAGAGCUGGUGAUGACAGUGGGCUCUCGUCGGAGUGGGCUGAACCAGAGUAUGGCUCUGAAGAGCCAGUAUGAGCGAGCGUUACAAGACCUGGUGGAUCUGGUGGAUACUGCUCAGGACAAGAUAGCUGCUGACCAGAAGAUAAUUGCAGGCUCAGUGGAAGAAGUCCAGAGUCUGUUAGACAAACACAAGGAGUUCUUCCAAGGGCUGGAGUGGCAUAUGGUCUUAACUGAGAUGUUCUACAAGAAAAUUAGUGCCUUUGUCCUGCCACAAGAGAGCCAAGCUCUAGAGGACACUUUGGCUCAAGCGCAGGAAGUUCUCAAGCAGGCUCACAAGAAAGGAGUGGAACUGGAGUAUAUCCUGGAGACUUGGAGGCAUUUGGUCCUGGAAUAUCAAUGUCUGAAUAGGCAUCUGGAGGCAGUAGAGGGUCGCAUGCCCGCUGUUCCUCUGUUGGAGGAGACAGAGGAGAGGUUAACUGAAAGAAUAGCACUAUAUCAGAGCCUGAAGUCCAUCCUGGGAGAGCACCAGCACAAGCUCCAUCAAGUCCUGGAGGAAGGCAAGUCCCUACUGCAGUCUGUGGCCUGCCACACUCUGGAGAACCAGCUUACUCUGCUGGGGGAGCACUGGCUGAGCAACACCACCAAUAUCAAUAAAGAACUGCAGCGUAUGGAGUCUAUCCUUAAACACUGGAUCAGAUAUCAGAGUGAAUCUGCUGAGCUAAAUGAGUGGCUACAGGGUGCAUUGGAACGUCUGGAAUACUGGAACAGUCAGUCAGUAACAGUGCCUGAAGAGCUGGAGACAGUUAGAGACCACCUGUCAGCUUUCCUGGAAUUCAGUAAAGAAGUUGAGGCUCACUCCAGUUUGAAAUCCUCAGUGUUCAGUGAAGGCAACCAGCUGCUGAGACUGAAAAAGGCAGACACAGGCAUUCUCAGGGCAGAGUUAGCCCGCGUGGAAGCCCAGUGGGCUGAACUGCUCACUCGCAUCCCUGUUGUGCAAGAGAAACUUCACCAGUCUCAUAUGGACAAGUUAGCUUCAUGCCAUGCCAUCACUGAACUUGUAAACUGGAUCUCACUGAUGGAGAGAGUAAUGGAGGAAGAUGAAGAAAACCUUAAAGGUGCUGUGGGGUCAAAGGUUAUUCAAGAGUACUUGCAGCGCUAUAAGGGUUUCCGUGUAGACGUGAACUGUAAGCAGUUGACUGUGGAUUUUGUGAACCAGUCAGUGCUGCAGAUCAGUGGGCAGGAUGUGGAGAGUAAACGCAGUGAUAAGACAGACUUUGCUGAGAGGUUAGGAGCCAUGAACUGCCGCUGGCAAAUCCUACAGGCUCGCAUCACAGAGAGGGUCCAGUACUUGGAGGGAUUGCAGCAGUCCUGGUUAGACUAUGAAAGCAAUGUGGAGUGCCUUAAAACCUGGUUAUUUGCUCAGGAGGAGCGACUAAAGAGAAAACACAAGAUUGAGGACCUCUCCUCGGUUCAAAAUGCUCUUAGAGACUGCCAGGACAUGGAACUGCUGGUUAAGGAGAAGGAGAGAGAGGUGGAGAGAGUAGAAGAGCAGGCCUGCGCUCUUGUCCAGAACAAAACAGAUGAAGCCUGUGCUGUUGUCAUGGAAACUCUCCAGGCACUGAACCAUACUUGGGCCAAUCUUGACCAUUUAAUUGGACAGCUGAAGAUCAGUCUGAAAUCAGUAUCUGAUCAAUGGAGUCAAUACAGGCAGGCAGCUGAAGAGAUUAACAGCAAUCUGACAGAGGGGAGGUACUCUGUGUCUCGCUUUAGACUGCUCACUGGCUCUCUGGAUGCUGUGCAGCUCCAGGUGGACAGUCUACAGAGUCUGCAAAAAGAGCUGGAGAAGCAGGAGAGCAGUCUGAGGAAGUUCGGAGCAAUUACACAUCAACUCCUAAAGGAGUGCCACCCAUCAGUGUCUGACUCUCUGAAUAACACCCUUAAAGAUGUCAAUGCCAGGUGGAGCAGCCUGUUGGAAGAGAUAGUGGAACGUUUGAAGAGUAGUAAAGCUUUGCUACAGCUGUGGCAGAGCUAUAAAGAUCUGUACGAACAGAACAAUGGCAGUAUCCAGAGCCUGGAGGACAAAGCAGAGUGGCUCCUGAAGACGGCAAACAAAAAAGACAUCUCAGAGGAAGAGGUGUCUACCUGGAUUCAAGACUGUACUGAGUUGCUGCGAUCUCAGGCGCCAGUGAAAGCCUCUCUGCAGGUUUUGUUGGAGUUAGGAGAACAGCUCAAACAGCAGGUGGACACCUCUGCUGCAGCCUCCAUCCAGUCAGACCAUCAGUCCCUUUCUCAGCGUCUUAGCUCCAUGGAUCAGACUCUCACUCGCCAGCAGGCUGCCCUACAGGCGGGAAUGCAGGACUAUGAGACCUUUAAUGAACUGCUGGGGACUCUCGGCCAGUGGACUAUUGAAGCUGAGGAGGUUCUAAAGGGACAGGACCCUAAUGGCUCCUGUGACCAGUUAGUCAUCCAGGACCGCAUGGAAGAGCUCAAGAAACAGAUGCUGAAAUUCAGCAGCAUGGCUUCAGAUCUGGAGCGUCUUAAUGAGCUGGCAUACAGGCUGCCCCUUAGUGACUCUGAGAUUAAACGUAUGCAGAACUUGAACAGGAACUGGGCCACCAUAUCAGCCCAGACCACUGAGAGAUUCAGUAAACUGCAGGCCACCCUCCUGCAGCAGCAGACAUUUCUGGAGAAGUGUGAGACAUGGAUGGAGUUCUUGGUACAGACAGAGGAGAAGCUGGCUGUGGAGAUCUCAGGAAACUUCCAGAGCUUAAUGGAGCAACAGAAAACUCAUGAGCUGUUUCAGGCAGAGAUGUUCAGCAGACAGCAGAUCCUUCACUCCAUCAUCAGUGAUGGACAGCAUAUGCUCGAGCAUGGACAGGUGGACGACAGAGACGAGUUUAAGCUGAAGUUGGCCCUGUUAAGUAACCAGUGGCAGGGGGUGGUGAGGCGGGCGCAGCAGCGGAAGGGCAUCAUAGACAGCCUGCUUCGCCAGUGGCAGCGCUACAGAGAUAUGUUAGAGAAGCUGCGUAAGUGGCUCACAGAAAUCUCCCAGCAAAGUGAUGCUCUUCAGCCUGGAACUACAGUAUCGCUGCAGCAGGCCCGAGCUAUGCUGGAUGCUGUGCAGCUGAAAGAGAAGGUGCUACAAAGACAGCAAGGCAGUUACAUUCUGACAGUCGAGGCUGGGAGGCAGCUUUUGCUCUCUGCAGAUAGUCGGGCAGAGGUAUCCCUGCAUGAAGAGCUGCUCAGCAUCCAGGAACGCUGGAGACAUGCCAACAUGUGCAUGGAGGAGCAAAAGAGAGAGCUGGCUGUCUUACUCAGGGAUUGGCAGAGAUGUGAGGAAGGCAUUGGAGGGUCUCAGGAGAAACUGCGGGCUUUUAAGCGUCAGCUUUCUCAGGCUCUACCAGAUCACCAUGAGGAGCUGCAGGCUGAACAGAUGCGAUGCAAGGACUUAGAGAGCAUGUUUGAUGGCUGGACAGAGGACUUGGCUCACCUGACUGUGCUGAGAGAAUCUCUUUCAAGCUAUAUUAGCAGUGAAGACCUGUGUGUGCUUCAGGAGCGCAUUGAACUGUUACAGCGCCAGUGGGAGGAGAUCUGUCACCAGUUAUCUUUGCGCAGGCAGCAGGUGAGUGAGAAACUGAAUGAGUGGGCCAUCUUUAAUGAGAAGUACAAAGAGCUGUGUGAGUGGCUCACACAUAUGGAGAACAAGGUCUCCCAGAAUGGUGAGAUCAGCAUCGAAGAGAUGAUUGAGAAACUUAGAAAGGACUAUCAGGAAGAGCUAACAGCUGCUCAGGAGGAUAAGCAGCAGCUCCAGCAGAUGGGAGAGCGUUUAGUCAAAGCUAGUCAUGAGAGCAAAGCGUCAGAAAUAGAACAUAAACUCGUCAAGGUCAGUGAUCGUUGGCAGCACCUGCUCGACCUGAUCGGUGCUAGGACCAAAAAACUGAGGGAGACUCUGGUAGCUGUACAGCAGCUGGAUAAGAACAUGAGCGGCCUGCGUUCCUGGCUGGCACACAUUGAGACAGAGCUUUCGCGUCCUAUUGUCUAUGACACCUGCGACUUUCAGGAGAUCCAAAGAAAACUGGACCUGCAGCAGGAGCUGCAGAGAGACAUAGAGAAGCACAGCACAGGUGUGGCCUCUGUCUUAAACCUGUGUGAGGUGCUGCUUCAUGACUGUGAUGCUUGUGCUACAGAUACAGAAUGUGACUCUAUCCAACAAGCCACACGCAGCCUGGACCGCCGCUGGAGGAGCAUCUGUGCCAUGUCAAUGGAGAGAAAGCUUAAGAUUGAAGAGACGUGGAGACUCUGGCAGAGGUUUCUGGAUGACUUCUCACGCUUCGAGGAAUGGUUGACGAUGUCCGAAAGAACAGCUGCCUUACCAAACUCUUCUGGUGUGCUUUACACAGUGGCCAAGGAGGAGCUGAAGAAAUUUGAGGCUUUCCAGCGGCAGGUGCAUGAGAGUCUCACCCAGCUUGAACUGAUUAAUAAGCAGUACAGGCGGUUGGCACGAGAAAAUCGCACAGACGCAGCUUGCCGUCUACGGGAGAUGGUACAUGAUGGAAACCAACGGUGGGAUAACCUGCAGAGAAGAGUGUCCUCUAUCCUGCGCCGGCUUAAGCACUUUAUUAGCCAAAGAGAGGAGUUUGAGACAGCCAGAGACAGCAUACUGGUGUGGCUAACAGAGAUGGACCUCCAACUAACUAACAUUGAGCACUUCUCAGAGUGUGAUGUCCAGGCCAAAAUCAAACAGCUCAGGGCAUUCCAGCAGGAGAUUUCACUGAACACAACCAAAAUUCAGCAUAUCUUGCAGCAUGGGGAGGCAAUGAUAGAGAAGAGUGAGCCUCUGGAUGCUGCAGUUAUCGAAGAGGAGUUAGAGGAGUUACAGCACUACUGCCAGGAGGUAUUUGGGCGAGUGGAACGCUACUACAAGAAGCUCAUCCGUCUACCAGUACAUUUCACAGAUGAUGAGCAAGAUAUUUCAUGCUCGGAUCGGGAAUUUGAUUUAGACGAGCCAGCCGAUGUGUCCAGCCUUCCAUGGAGUGAGCGUCUAGGUGACAGUCAACUCUCUCCAGUGCCCUCCUCAAGCCGAUCACCCUCCUUGGCUGUCCCUCUUCGAACAGAGCAGUCAGGUCGAGACACUCCAGCUAGUGUUGACUCUAUCCCCCUGGAAUGGGACCAUGAUUACGAUCUGAGUCGUGGCCUAGAGAGCACCACCAGAUCCUCAGAGCAAGGAGAAGAUGGCAAGGACGGCGCAUACAUUCAGGGCUCGGCAUCUGCACUCUCAGAUGUAGUGAUCCCAGAGAGCCCAGAGGCAUAUGUAAAACUAACAGAGAAAACACUGAGAUCCAUCUCUGGGGAGGCAGCCUCGUUUGAGACUCAUUUCCGGCAGCUUGCGAAGGCCCUUGACACCAGUCACUUCCACCUCCAGCAGACUGAGAACGUCAUCCGCAGCCGCACACCUACUGGCCCUGAGCUGGAUGCCUCUUACAUGGGCUAUAUGCGGCUCCUUGGAGAGUGUCGUGACAGUAUUGAUACAGUGAAGAAGGUCAGCUGUGAUCUGAAGGAGGAAGAACACAAGAUGGCAGGAUUUGUGAACCCCAACAGUUCUGAAUCACAGACCUCAGGGGUAAUUGAUCGCUGGGAACUGCUGCAGGCACAAGCUCUCAGUAAAGAGCUACGUAUGAAGCAGAACCUGCAGCAGUGGCAACAAUUUAACUCAGACCUUAACAGCAUAUGGACCUGGCUGGACCAGGCUGAAGAGGAGCUGGAGCAGCAGCGGAAGCUGGAUGCUAGCGCUAAUAUCCACACCAUUGAGCUGCGCAUCAAAAAGCUCAAGGAACUACAGAAGGCUGUGGAUAAGCGGAAAGCCAUUGUGCUGUCCAUAAAUCUGUGCAGUUCUGAAUUUGUCCAAUCAGCCAAUGAAGAUUCUCAGAGGCUGCAGGGCCGACUGAAGGAAAUGAAUAACCGAUGGGAGCGGCUGUCCAGCUCUUUAGACGAAUGGAGGAGCUCUCUCCAAGAUGCACUAAUGCAGUGUCAGGACUUCCAUGAAAUGAGUCAUGGUCUUUUGCUGUGGCUAGAGAAUAUUGACCGCAGGAGAAAUGAGAUUGUCCCCAUCGAUCACAGUCAGGGCACUGAGACUCUACACGGACAUCAUAAAACCCUCUCGCAAAUUCGCCGGGAGCUGCUUGACUCUCAGCUGAAGGUGGCGCUGUUGCAGGACAUGUCACUACAGCUGUUGGUCCACUCAGAGGGCACUGAAUGCCUGGAAGCCAAGGAGAAGGUGCAUGUCAUUGGCAACCGUCUCAAGAUGCUAUUGAAAGAGGUUACACGAGACAUCAGAGACCUGGAAAAAACCCUGGACAUCACCAGCAGUCAGCAGGAUCUGUCAUCUUGGUCAUCUGCUGAUGAACUGGACACAUCCGGUUCCUUGAGCCCUGUGUCUGGAAGAAGCACUCCCAGUCGGCACCGAUCGAAACGGGGCAAAAGUAGUCUGUCACAGCCUGGACCCUGUGUGAGCAGUCCACACUACAGGUCUCUCAGCGCCGCUGGAUCCGAUUCCUCCCAUUCUGAGGAGAAGGAGUUGCCCUCCUGGUGUAGAACUUUCCUCCGACGAGUUCUUUGGGCCUCACUGCCUGUGCAGCUGCUUCUGCUGCUAUUGGUGGCCUUGGCCUGUAUGGUGCCUAUGUAUGAUGAGGACUACAGUUGCUCCCAGUCUAACAACUUUGCCCACUCUUUCCAUCCUAUGCUCAGCUACACAAAUGGGCCUCCACCUAUGUGAGCUUGGUUUUUAUAUUAGACAGUUCUGUCUGUCUUCAGUUCAGAGUUCUCAGAUUUUACUCUGACUGGGACCACUAGAUUAGCAUCCAGCGCUGAUCAUGUUUCUGUCUUUAUAGCUAAAUAGAGCUGCUAAGUUUACUCAUGUCUUGUGUGGAUGUUUGGAAAAAAACUCUUUGCACUGAAAACUAUUAUGCUGUAAGACAGGUGGUUGCUGGCUGUACAGUUCUUCCAAAUUUCAAAAAGAGAAAUAUAUAUAUAUAUAUAUAUAUAUAUAUAUAUAUAUAUAUAUAUAUAUAUAUAUAUAUAUAUAUA
Molecule: messenger RNA, 27048 nt
Organism: Hemibagrus wyckioides
Lineage: Eukaryota; Metazoa; Chordata; Actinopteri; Siluriformes; Bagridae
Gene: syne1b
Product: spectrin repeat containing, nuclear envelope 1b
Exons: 145
Coding region: 353-26737 (8794 amino acids)
Cellular component (GO): membrane
Molecular function (GO): protein binding
Source: RefSeq, a predicted model, not a curated record